CUUCGGAAGACUGGUCGGCGAGCUUCGUUUGAGACGUUCACAUAAUACUGCUAAUAAACAUGCCUAAAAACACCCUUUGCACCGAUAGCUACUGGGAUAGAUGCUUCGAGUGAACGGUGGAAACAUUGGGCUUGACUCUCUCACGGUUCGAAUAGAGACGACAUGAGUGACAGCAUUAUAAAUGGACAAGGCCAGUUCGUCUCCAUUCCGCUUCUAACCCCUGUUCAUCACCCUCGCUCAAGCCAACGACAUGCCUGUUCAACUGUCCAGCUGAGCAAGGGGAUUGCCAGCCUGUUGGUGCAAGGCCAAGUAAAUCAAAUCUUGGCCACCUUUACACGUACGACGGGGGAUGUGGUGGCGUCCUAAGGCCUUCAUCCUGCAUCCUCCUGCACGGGAACAGGGAACAUUCCUUCGUACAACAUACAGAACAGAACCGUCGUGUGGGUACCUGUCGAUCGGGGCGAUCAUGGCGUCCUGGUACCGUACAUAUCCAAAGGAUGAAGGGAAAAUCAGCCAGGUGAUCCCCCAAUCCAGGAGAUUGGGAACGAGUUCAGGGGGGGGAGUGUGCCGUGCCUCGUUCAGGCGAAAAGUAUUACUCCAUCAUAAUUCACCAGACAGAUGGGAAGAGGCGACAGUCAGAUGUGAAAUCCAGAAGCAUGAGCUGUUUUUCUUCUUCUUCUUCUUUUCUUCUUCUUUUUUUGCGCAAGAGAUAUUGCAUGCUGCCAAUUCCCUCUUUCAGCAUGAUCACUCCGCGGACAUACUCGAAAUGGUUCGAUUAAGGAACAUGGCGACACUAAAUAGGACUCGGCCAGUCGAUGGGGCCAUGGGGCGGGCCGUCUUCAAGACGGCGCACGGCAAACCCUCAUUGCAAUGUUUAAAUUGAGACGGUCGUAUGUCGUAGGUCGCCGAGGCGGCCCUAGAGCUGAAGAUCAAGCCCGGGUGUGAAUCAGGUUGGCAGCAACUAAGACUUAGACUAAUAGUCCAAGGUCGACUUCGACGAGUGCCAGCUCCGGGAGGAAACAACGAAAAGCGGUAGGCGAG
Messenger RNA from Sodiomyces alkalinus F11, 1041 nucleotides. RefSeq lists its product as hypothetical. The record is from RefSeq and is a predicted model, not a curated record. Bases 350 to 883 code for a protein of 177 amino acids. NCBI's taxonomy places the organism in Eukaryota, Fungi, Ascomycota, Sordariomycetes, Glomerellales, Plectosphaerellaceae. The transcript has a single exon.